Messenger RNA from Entrophospora sp. SA101, 276 nucleotides. Lineage: Eukaryota; Fungi; Glomeromycota; Glomeromycetes; Entrophosporales; Entrophosporaceae. The record is from the annotation of a GenBank genome assembly.
UAUGCUGAACCAACUAAAUGUAGAAGAUUAGAAGCAAAAGGUUAUAAUGAAGACAAUAGUGAAAUGGAAAAUGUGAACAACAAUCCUUCUCUAAUAGGCAUUAACAUUAAUAUUACUGAAGAAGGAGUUCUUCUAUCUAAAGAAGAUUUUAAGCUGUUGGUUCAAAAAAUCAGUAAUAUAGAAUUAACAAUUGAAAAUAAUCAAAAACAAAUUGAAAGUCUAAUUGAAACUGCUGAUAUUUGUUUAACAGUUCAAAAUGAUUCAAGAAAAAGUUAA